AUGAGAACGACCCAAAAAGAACUUCUAAGUUCUACCUCUCAACCCAAAGGGUCAACAGGUUUGUAUGCAGCUCUGCAGAAAGAAAGGACAGCAACUAAAUCGCUUCUGACCUCAGUUGGCAAGCAGGUCAUAGGAAAAUCAAAAAAAGCAGUUACUGAAUUCAGAGAAAACCAAGACAUGAAAGAAGCGCUUAUAGGCGAGGUUCGAGGGUUAAGCAACUAUAGACCUCCUGAGAAAAAUGAAAGGAUCGAGACGAUGAUCCAGAAGCAAAAAGAGUCAAGAAGACUAAGACAUUUGAACCUGCUUAAGGAGUUUGAAGGCUGAAUUGAAGCUUUGUAUGAUAAUUUGGCUCACAGUGGAGAAGAUAUGAUUUUUAAGUGGGAGCAGUUUGCAAAAGCAAGCCAGGAUGAUCUGGAUAAGAUGCUUGAUGGCUUAUCCGAUGAUGUUUUAUUAUCAAAAGAACUUGAAUGACUUAAAGCAGCUUUCGACAACUAUGAUAACCACCUAAAGAAAAGGAGAGAAGAAGCUGAGACGUUAAGAUCAGGCUUAUUCAAGCUAGAAAAAGACAGGCAAACCUCAGUUGAUAGCUUCGUAAAUCUUCUUAAAGAUCAGCUCAUCGAAAUCGCGUUUAUGCUGGCACCAGAAGUAGAAGUCCUUGUUGGCGAAAAAAGGUCAUUUGUGAUGCAAACGGUAGAGGAAAGAGAAAAGCACAUAAUUGGUCUUAUGGAAAAGUUGUGGGCAGGCGAAGAGAUUUUAAGAGAAACUUACAAAGAAAGAAUUGAAGCAAAAGAGGAAAUGUGAAGAACUGUCCAUCACGAUUAUACGCUACAGCAGUUUAAAAUCACUAUGACAAGCAGUCGAUUUGUUAAUCCUGAAGAAAGGAUAAACAUGUUUAAAGACUUGAAAGGCAAACAAGUAGAAAUUUUCCAAAAAAGACUAGAGUGACUGACUAGGCUAGGGAAUAUCUGUGCUGAAGAACUCACGCAGGAAAAAGUUGAGGGCUUUAUAGAUAAAAUUUCUAAGCUCAAUAAUAAUGCUCAGCUUAUUUAUGAUGAAAAAAUUUCGAAAAUAGUGAAUUUGCAAAGCAAAAUUGAUUCAGAAGCUGAUGAUUUGUUGGAAAUUACCAAAAAUAAGCUGGAAUUUUAUGCAGCGAAGAUCAGUUAUGAAAGCUUAGAUAAGCUAGUAGACACUGAGUGCCAAGUAUUAGUAGAUGCCAGGAAAAACGAAAGCAAAAAAUUACUAACCAAGUCAAUAAAAUACCUAGAAGACACAGAUGUGAGGGCAAAUGAUAUUUGCAAUGUUCUAGGCAACUUUUGGAAAGGAAUGGCUGUUAUCUAUGAUGAACAGCGUAAAAAGCAAAUAGAAGAAGAAAAGAAAUAUGAGCUGGAACUUGCCACACGGGGAGAUCAAAAUGAUGAAAAUUUAGACACACUUGAAGAAAGGUUUAAAGAAAAUGUGGAUAAAUUAACAAAGACAGUUACCCCAGAAGAGCUUGAAGAAAAACUUAAGACUUGCUUCGCUAUUUUAGAUGAUAUUGGCACUGAAUACCGCUCUUAUACAGAAAAUGUAGUAAAUGUCAUAAAUAAUCAUGGAAAUAUUAUUGCAAAUUGCUAUGGAGUCUUCUUUCAAAGGCUAGGUGAAAAAUUCGGCAUGAUGCCUCUAGAAAAGAAAAAUGACUAUUUUGAGCAGAUUCGACAAGCAAAGCUGAAAGAAUAUGAAGAAGAAAAGCAAAAAUUAAUUGAAGAGGGAAAGAAAAAGGCUGGAGGAAAAAAGGAAGAAGAGCCAAAAUUUGAAAUGCCAGUGCUAGAAGAAUGGGAAUACUCUGAAACCAAGUGGUUUUAUGUCAGAAAUGUCAAAAAUAUCAUGGAAGAAAUGCUAAUUACAGAUGAAGAUAGAGAGCAGGAAAGAAUUCGACUCCAAAAAGAAGAAGAGGCAAGGAAAAGAGAAGAAGAAAGAAAAAUCGCAGAAGAGAUUGCAAAAAAAGAAGAAGCUAGGAAUAGAGGGAAAAAGCCAGACCCAAAGAAAGCUGAAGAGAAAAAAGUGGAAAUUGUCCAGCCUUCACCAGAAAUUGUAGAAAUUGUUGAAGAUCCUGUGCCUAUUGAUCCUGAAGGGAAUCCUUGUUUAGAAACAAAUGUAUUUAUAACUUAUGAAAUUCUAUCUAGUGAAAUUUUGAAAUUAAGAGAAAAAUCAAUAGACUACGUGAAAUCUGAAAAAGCACAAAAAAUAGCUACAGCUUCAAAACUUGAUAAAAAAUUAAAAGAAGCUUGUGUUAAUGAAUUAGACGAAAAACUCAGGUAUUUAUGGCCUAGAAAGGGAAAACUUGAAGUCAAUGAAUAUACAGCAAGGUCUAGCGAAAUUCGUGGGCAUCAUAAAAGAUAUGAUAGGUAUCUUGAAGAAUUCAAAAAAAAGAAAGACUCCAAUGUAGCUGAAUUCCAAAGCUUGCUGGAUGAAGCCAAUAAUAUGCUAGUCAGUUAUAAAGUAUCGCAAGACCAGCUAAGAGCGCAAUUGCCAAGUGGCACAAGUUUAGCUGAGCUUCAAGGCUUGCUAAACAGAGCUAAAGACAAUGACUUAUCAGUCUAUCAAAAAGGGAGAAAAAUUAUUGCAAGGCUUGAUGAGCUGAACAAUAUAGAAAUUUCUUCAUUUUCUCAACAAAAUGAAAAAUUCAUUUCUGGGCUGCAACUUAUAGAGCAAGGCGGCCAAUAUUCAGUUCCUGAAGUAGAAUUCUAUAGAUCAAAAACCAAUGCGCUUGAUCAAGAAUUGGGAGAGCUGCAAGGAAAAAGAAGAGACGUAAUAGAAGCUUUGAAAAAGAAACUUGAGAUUGAAAGAGUUGAGCCUAUUAAAGCAUUUGAAAAUAAUUUAAUUAAAUUGUUAAACUGGGCAUUGGUGAGCAAGCCCACUAGCCUUUGCCUCGUCUCGUCUCCAAAAUAAAGUUUCCAUAACUCUUAGAGUUCGAAUCAGGAAAAAUGAAAGACUGUUCGACCUGAGCCACCUGUUCAAGGGAGACACCUGUAUAAUACCCUGAUGGUCCUGACAAGGGGAACUAUGUGGUAGGUAAAACAUUUCCAUCUUGUAGAGAAUGGAAAACCUUCGAGGGAGAAACAAACUUUCCUCUUCGACACGGCAUUCCCAAGACUGAAGGCCUACUUAAAAAGGAACGGAGGCACUACUUUUAGCUUCAUCAGGAUGUAUCCUACAUGCUUCUUAGGGAAUCCCACCUCGGAGACUAACUUCCGUCACCAUCUGCAUUUAUUCCUUUUACAUUUGAAAAGGAAUAUGCUAUAAGUAUGGAAAACCUAUCAGCAAGGGAAGGAAUUGGGAAAAAAUAUAGAGCACCGAAAAGAAAUGCACAAGAAAAAAUUACCGGAGAAAUGACUAAAUGCGAGAGAGCGCAAGGUGGAAUUGACAAUACAAUUGUUGAUUUAGAAAGAUUAGUAGAAGAGUAUAAAGAUAUUAUUGCAGCUAAAGCUGAACCCAGGUUUUCUACCAGAACUCCAUCAUUAGCAAUAGAGAUAAGAAGGACUCUGAUUUCUCUUACUCUCCCCGCUUUAAAUUGGAACAAAAAAUAAUGUUUCAAUUUAAAAGGGUUGGUUAAUUUUUUUUUAAAAAUAAUUAUUUAAAUUUUUUUCCUUUAUACUUAAAAAUCUUAAAAACACAUAAAAUUAAUUUUAUUUAUUUAUAUGAAAGAAUUAAAUAAAAAAGAUCGAUUCAGCAUAAUAAUUUGAAUUUUAAUUUAUUUUAUGUAGAAUUAAAUUAAAAAAAUGAUUGAUUCAGUGUUGGAACUGUUUAAAAUAGCAUUCUAAUUGCAUUUUAUCUAUUAAAUUAGGUCAAUAAAACUAUCUUCAACUUUAAUUUCUUUAAAAAAAUAUCGUUAUUUGUAGAUUUUUGAACUUUACCACCUAAGUGUGGAAUUUUUUCCGCGUGUGAAAAGAGGAUUCCACAUGUGAAAUCAAAAGGGCUCCACACGUGAAAAACACCUUUUCACACGCGCAAAAAAUUCCACACUUAGGUGGUAAAGUUCAAAAAUCUGCAAAUAACGACAUAAUUGAUUGCAAUACUAUUAAUUUUAUCAAGAAUAAAAAAGAAUUAAUCAUUUAGUGUGAGAAACUGUUUAAAUAACAUUCUACUUGCAUUUUAUCUAUUUAAUUAGGUCAAAACUAAUUUUAUAAAAAUUAGUACUUUCAUCGAUCAAAAUUUUCCUAUUGAAAAGCAAAUUGGUAAAAAAUUUAAAGGGUUUAAAUUACCCAAAAAAUGCAAAUUUUAUUUGAUGCUUUGUUCCAAUUUAAAUGGGGGAGUUAGAGCUUGCAUGCAAAAAUAUGGAUCUCAUAUAUCAGCAUUUAAAGAAGAAGCUGGAAUUCAGGCAUUGAAACCAAUGACCUGGCGAGAAGAUUUGCCAAAUUUAAAUCCAGCUCCUGAAGAAAUCCUCCAAGAAGCUUCGAGACUUGAGCUUCUUUUAUCACCGCUUUUUGAAAUUGGAGUCUCCAAGCAGCCGACCAAUUUCUGACAAAAAAUCCUUGACAUAGAGAAAAUCGCCCGUGAAGAAACCCUUAAACUUUAUCCAGGAAAAGGCGCCCAAGUCCCUGAUUUCAUGGAGAAAUAUUUAAGAAAAAUGAAAUCGUCAGUAGAAGAUUUCAGAUUGAAAAGAAUUAAGGCACUUAGAGAAUCUGCUGAAAGGGUAACUGAACUUGAAUCAAUUUUAGCUGAAUGCACUAUUAAUUCAUUAGAGCUUGGGAUGGAGUUUGUCUUCGAGCAGGACAUUGAAAGAAUUGAAUCAACUCUUAUGGUGAACUACGAAAAUGAUGAAAAACUUAAAGAGAAGCACCAAAAGCUAUUAAGGCCAAAUCUUUCUAACCCCAGCUGUAGAGCAGAGCUAGAAGAAAUCAAUAAAAAUGAAGAAGAAAGGUGCGGAAGAGCCAAAAAACUUAUAAAAGACGCCUAUGAUAAUUUCUUGAAGAGCGUUAGGAAAAAUGCAGAUGAGUUUAAAAUAAAGCUUUUAAAUAAUACUGAGGCACUGUUGUUCUUGUAUGACAAUUUAUUGAUAAAACAAGACUUUAUUAUGCUUCCCGGUGACGAGCAAGAAGAACCAAAAAGAAGCAACAUCAAAAGAUUGGCAAGAAAGAAAAAAUCAGCAAAGCCAGGAGAAGUUGUAGGACCGAGGGGUUAUAAGAAAACAUGGCCAGGACUGCAAUUAAACGUUUUGAAACUUCCUGAAGAGCCGAAUAUUUCAGACUCAGCACCUAUACAAAGCUAUAAACAUAUUGGGCAUAAAUCCUUGAUUAAAAUCAGAAAUGAAGCUUUUAGGGUAUUUUCUUUACUUUUUGAGACCAAACUGAGAGAGUAUGUUCAUAAAUUCACAGAGAUGCUUACAGAGGAAGACAAGUGGGAAGACAAAUGGAAAAUUUCGGUUCAUUUUUUGAGAACAAAAAAUACUUAA
Blepharisma stoltei is the source of this 5431-nucleotide messenger RNA. Lineage: Eukaryota; Ciliophora; Heterotrichea; Heterotrichida; Blepharismidae. The record is from the annotation of a GenBank genome assembly.